GGGGACUGAGCGGGGCCGGGCCGCGCCGGGCCGCAGCCGCGCUGGUGGGGGUGGCAGGGCCGAGGGGGGCUCGGAAUGUCGGCGUUCUCGGAGGCGGCGCUGGAGCGGAAGCUGUCGGAGCUCAGUAACUCGCAGCAGAGCGUGCAGACCCUGAGCCUGUGGCUCAUCCAUCACCGCAAGCACUCGGCGCUCAUCGUCAGCGUGUGGGAGCGGGAGCUGCGGAAAGCAAAACCAAAUAGGAAGCUGACGUUCCUGUACUUGGCCAAUGAUGUCAUACAGAACAGCAAAAGGAAAGGACCGGAAUUUACAAAAGACUUUGCUCCAGUAAUAGUGGAGGCUUUUAAGCAUGUUUCAAGUGAGUCUGAUGAAAGUUGUAAAAAGCACCUUGGCCGAGUGCUGUCUAUCUGGGAAGAGAGGUCUGUUUAUGAAAAUGAUGUAUUAGAGCAACUUAGGCAAGCUUUGUAUGGAGACAGAAAAGUGAAGAAGCGUACGUAUGAACAGAUAAAAGUUGAUGAAAAUAACUGUUCACCUCGAAGUUCUCCCACUGACCCUCCACAGACCAUGGAUCUCAUUAGAGCAUUGCAAGAACUAGAAAAUGCUGCUUCUGGGGAUGCAGCAGUUCAUCAGAGGAUAGCUUCUUUGCCUAUAGAGGUCCAAGAUGUGUCCCUGUUAGACAGGAUAACAGAUAAGGAAUCUGGGGAGCAACUUUCCAAAAUGGUAGACGAUGCAUGUAUGUUGCUGGCGGAUUACAAUGGCAGGUUGGCAGCUGAAAUAGAUGAUAGGAAACAGCUGACUCGAAUGUUGUCAGACUUUCUACGAUGUCAAAAAGAAUUUCUUGCAGAGAAGGAACAUAAGCUGGAAGAAUACAAACGCAAGCUAGCCAGAGUGUCCCAAGUACGGAAAGAACUCAGAACACGCAUCCAGAACCUGCCUGACCUCUCUCGACUUCCCAACGUCACGGGCAGCCACGUACACCUACCAUUUGCAGGAGACAUCUACAGUGAUGACUGACUGCAGGAAUACCCUUCCGUAACCUCUACUUUUCUGUGAAAUGAGGGGUAGGUCAGACUGAUUGGUACUCUUGUAGUAUUAUUUUUGUAUAUUGUUGGAGAGCGUCAGUAAAAAUACUCUAAUAAUUUAUUAAAAAAAUGAUUUAAAAAGCUGAUUUGUUUACUAUUUUAUUGGCAAGUGAACAUGAGGGUACAUUUAUAGAAAGUGGCAUCUGCAUCUAUUAUAUUAAAGAAUGGGUAACUAUCUUAUCUUUUGUACAGAUUUUGGUUGGGUGCCCUAUAAAAAAAAAAAAAAACAACAACAAAAAACUUGCUAAGAUUUUUUUCCUAUAUACCCUAUAUUUAAUGUAGAUCAACGUGUUAUCAAAGCAUACUUCUAACUUGAAACGUUUCAGUUGCUAGUGAGGGAGUGAAACAUGGAAACCACAAGCUUAUGUUUGCAAGACUGAUGCAAUUUAAUGCAAAGUUGAAAGUAAUCUUACUGUCCAUUAUAUUUAAAUUACCCAAUCUUAAAAUAAGUCAGGUGGUUUAUUUUGAUGUAAAUGUUAGUAACCAAUUUUGUGCUGGAAAACAUUAAUCAUGUUAGACUGAGUAGGUCUUUAAAUGACUCAAAAUGUUGCAAUAUGUUAUUAUCAUUUAAAAGUCAGCAAAAGAAACUAUACAAUUGACCAUUUUAAUUAGGUUUCAAAAUGGGAACUUUUCUUUUUACAUCUGCUUAGUUUCUAAAUUGAGGAACCAUUCAAUUAUACCGUAAUCCCUUUCUGGAAUACCUGUCUCAGACUAAAAAGGUUAAUUCCAGAAAUGUGGAGGCAUUUUACAACUUUAAUUAAAUUGGAAGGUCAUUCUGUGAACGAUCCCAAUUGUUAAAUGCACAUUACUAAAUCUGACAAUGCUAUAUACCAUUUAUACAUGCAGCUGCAUGGCACAGCCAAGUGGUAAGCUGUAUGGAAGCUCUGGGCCAAGCCAUCCUCUUCCACUGCGAAACCCCAGGGAUCAGCAUAGGCUUCCAUUGUCCUAUCUCCACCUCUCCAGCAAACAUUUCUAGAUCUUGAUGGUGUUUUCUCAUGAGGAAGAGAGGAGGUGGUUCAGGCCAGUGUUUGAGUUGAAGUAUGGAAAAUUAUUGCCAAGUGUGCAUUUUAAAACAACAAACACAACCAACGAACCCUUUGCCUGUCACAAAUGUGAUACUCAUCUACAGGUGUUCAAGCUUGUGAAAAUUCCUUGUUUCAGUAUGAUGCACCAGCUUUUAAUUUCACUUAAAAAUCCAAAGAUAUAGACAGGCAUGUAGAGGAUUGACAGGAAGUUUACGUUUUUCAGUCAUCUGGAAUUAGACAUUUAGUUGUUGAGGAAUGAUUCAAAAAAUGCCUCCCUGUAUCCUUUGGCAUUUAGAUGACCUUAAAAACCUAGUCUGCAAGUGUUUUGAGUUUGAUGGAUCAUCUGAGUAUUCAUUAAUAGCAUUUUGUUCAUGGAUUUGCAUUAGUUCAGUUUAGAGUUCACAGGCUUAUCUUCUACGUGAAAGCAAAUUUUAAAAAGUAAUCUAUUUUUCCUUUUCAAAAACUACAGUGAUUCAGAAUAGUCCUGGAAUUAAGUUUUUGAUGCUGGAGAGUGAUCUGUCACUUCUGUUUGACUUCCACAGGGCCAAUCCCUGGAACGUUCUAUGUGUAGAAUAACAUUUCUUUUCAAAAUAUUUACACCUGCACAUAAACACCCCAGUCCAAUUAGCUUUUCUCAUGGAAGACAUGAAUUAGACUUCAGUUCAAUAGCGGAAAAAAAAGAAAGGAAAAAAAAACCCAAGCUGUUGACCAAGCAUUCCACAGCACGCAAUGUAAGAAUAUUAAUGUCAUCACAAGUUCUAACUGCUGACAGGAAGGAAUGCUGAAAGUAGUUCAUGUGAGCUCACUGAUGGUCCAAAAUGUGUAAGUUAACUAUUGUUAAUCCAGAAAAGCGUUCCUUUAGUUUAGAUCUAAUAUAUGAAAUUAAGUAACACUUCUACCCAUCUUUUCAGCUUACAUUUAUGCUGAGAAAAUGAACAUGCAGAUAAUAUUUAUGCAGUUUUAAUAUUUCUGUUGCAAUUUGUUAAAACCGAGCUUGUAAAUUGUAGAAAUCUGUGUAUGUGCAUUACAGCUGUGAUUUAAGUUCAGCUUUGCUAAAGAAUAGCACUGAAUUUAUUACAAGUAUUAGAAUAAUACAACCCAUUAAGAACUAUAAAACAAAUUGUAGAACAGGAAGGGUAAAUAGUGAGUUCACUGUUGAAUCCCAUCCGUGGAAAUCUUAAUUUGUACCCAGAGGUGAUGACAAAUGCGGUGCCAUGGCUCGCUAGAGCCCAUUGAAGGAUCUAAGUCAUGGAUACUCAAAACCAGAGGGAAUAUAUCAAACUUAAACUAUCUAUUCUAAUGUACCACUUUGAAGGAGAAACUGGUACUGUCUGGAAUAGCUACAAGUAAAACAUAAAUUGGUGAAAAGUCAACAUUUGGGAAAGUUUCUGUAUUUCUUUAUUAUUUUUUUUUGUUGUUGAAAAUGAACUUCAUACCCGUUUCUGCUUAUAAUCAAAAUCAUAUUCCAUAUUUUUUUAAGAGUAUGUUAAUUAUUUUCCAUUCCAAAGCUGAGUUCCAAAGCUUCAUAGGAAUACAAAGGCAGUUAUGACUUUCAAGGAAGAUUCAGCUGUCUUAAUUGUUAGACUUUUUUUCUCAGCUUCAUCUGUGGGAACUCUUGGGAUAGAGUUGGGGCUUCAAAUUUAAAAAAAAAAAAAAACAGACUUAUUUACUGAAUGACUUCUUGAAGUUUGAGGUCUUGGAAAGACUGAAAGUUGCUGUUCUGCCUUCAAGGUUUUUCCUUAAUUUGUAAAUCUUAGGUUAUUGGAGGCAGAACCUUUUCUAUUUGAUUCUCCAUUGAGGGAUCCUUAGCUGCCUUUCCCACUCCUCCGUAUGAAACGCUGCGCAUCACACUGGGACUCUUUUACUACCUUAAUUAAAAUAUAAUAAUGAAGCAGAAUGCUGAAUUUCCUUGACUUCUCAAGAGCAUUUAAAAAGAUACAACACUUACUUCACUAGAUUUGUUUUCCCUGUUUGUAGCAUUAUCUUUGUAAUAAUUUUGCUUAUCUAAAGAUAAUACGGAACUGAUAAAAGAAUUAGGAAAAAUCUCAACUUUUUUUCUUGAUGUAUAUAUGUUUUAAUUUUGAGAGAGUGUUAUUUUAUGUACAUAUUUUUUUUCUUUAUUUUACUGUGUUCAUUGUUUACUUCAAGGAGUAUUUUGUAGUUGUACUUUCGGAAAUUAUCCCUCAAAAUUUGUUUGGAAAAGAGGACUUACCAAAGGUAAACGUCACUCUUACGGCAGGUGUCUUAUGUUAGUGGCUGAAUGGUAUGUUGUUGGGUUUUUUUUGUUGUUAUUUCUACGGGAAAGGCAUUGUGUAUCAACUAGUUAGAAGAUAUAUAUUGUAACUGCAAUAGUAUAAUAGGAGAUAACAUGGUAUGAUACAAAUGCAGUCCUGUAGUAUCAAAAGAUACCUCCAAAUUCUCAGGUUCCAAAGCUUAUUGUGUAUACUUCUGACAUCUCAGGAAGAAAAGAGGCUGGGUGGGGAAAGUGAGUGCCUAGAAGCUAAAAGGGGAAGAAAAUGCCUGAGUAGGAAUAAGAAGCAAAACAAAUGUCAGUGCUUGUCAAAAUGGAAAUCACAGUGUGAAACCGAGCAGCACAAUGCUUUUUACCUGUUGAUGGGAUUAUACAGUGGAACUACUCUGGGAGUGUUACCACACUGUGAAACAUGUGGGUGUACCCUGCCCAUCUCUUCUAAUGUGGUAUGACUCUACCCGCACCAGAAUGCCCACCCUACGAAAGGCACAAAUAUGAAAUGUCUGAACAUGUUUCAUUUAAUAAUAAAUCCUAAUGAUCAGAUUAUUUGCUUCACUGUAUUGCACUUUUAUUGAGCAUUCUUUGAGAGGAGAAAAAAAAAAAGCAAAGACAAUCCUGCAGCUCUUUGCCACAUGAGAAUGCUCACCUUGGAGGUCACUGGGACUGCUUGUGUAUUCUAGUGUUUGCAGGUUCAAGCUGUAUUUUUGCAAAAUGUUUUGAAAUCUACCAAGAACAUUACCCCACUUCUCUGGUUUUAGGAGUAAAUGUGAAACCCUUAAUUAUAACAAUUAUGAUUCUUAGAAACUGUGUUUCAUUGUUCCUUUUGAAAAUUAAAGUAUAUACUGCGGUAACAUUAGCUUGUCUGUCGCGCUCAGUUAACGUUUAUAUACAUUGAAGCACCUCAGCUAAUCCCUAUGAACACAAGCCAAAUGUCAUGCUUAUUAUGUAUUUUAUGUGAGUAGUCUUCUGAAUGUCAAACAGAGAUCUUUCAUUAUAACAAAUAUACAUUCCUGUUUUCCUGAAGUUUUAAAAGAUAAUGUUUUAGGAUUUUAACAGACUAAUAUUCUCUCCUUUACCAGUGGCAGCUCAGUCUGGUCAUUUAGUGAUUGCCCCAAUUACAUGUCUAGGAUGCAGUAGUCCCCUGCACAGAUGAACUUGGAGACCGCAUGUAGGCUUGACUGGCUCUCUGCAGAGGACGAAUCCUAUUUCAACCUUCUGAAACGUGAGCAAAUGAAUAGAUUCAUGUUUUUUCUUAUUGGAAAGAUUGGUGAAAUAGGAAACCAGCACGUCUAAAAUUUGGCUGCUACGUUUAUAAAUAUUUAGGGCCAGUUCUGCUCACUGCUCAUGCAUAUAAUCGCAGUGACUAUUCCUGCAAGUAAAGAAAGCAGAUUCAAAUGUAAUGUCUAAAUAAAGUGAAUUAUAUAUAUUUUUUUCAUGAAUGACCAAUUUUGUCUCAGCUCCUAUUUCAGUGUGUCAUUUAUCUUAAGUAGAUCUCUUCCAUCGUGUUACUUAGAAAUCUAAUUCUAAUUUCAUCUUUACAACAUUUGAAGUAUCCUACUAAGCAUGAUGUUUUUGUGGGAAUUUGCAGAAGUUCAAUAGCACUCUUUGUUAUUUGUUUGCAACAGAAAUAGACACGUUUGUUAAAAGCUAACCAGAAAAGUUUGAAAUGUAAAGAUGUUUCAUUAUUGUGUUCUUCUGACAGAUUGUGUAAUCCUUGUGUAAUUUAUGUCCUCAAAAUAACACCUGUAUCUAUGCUCUUUCAUAUUUAAUAGAAUAAAACCUUGUUGUAAAAUA
Molecule: messenger RNA, 6149 nt
Organism: Gallus gallus (chicken)
Lineage: Eukaryota; Metazoa; Chordata; Aves; Galliformes; Phasianidae
Gene: RPRD1A
Product: regulation of nuclear pre-mRNA domain containing 1A
Exons: 7
Coding region: 76-1011 (311 amino acids)
Biological process (GO): mRNA 3'-end processing
Cellular component (GO): RNA polymerase II, holoenzyme
Molecular function (GO): RNA polymerase II C-terminal domain binding
Source: RefSeq, a predicted model, not a curated record